Molecule: messenger RNA, 303 nt
Organism: Rotaria socialis
Lineage: Eukaryota; Metazoa; Rotifera; Eurotatoria; Philodinida; Philodinidae
Source: the annotation of a GenBank genome assembly
AUGAGUACCCCUGGUUAUGAUGAUCCAAGAAAAGAUCGUUCAGGACCAGCUGCUUGUCAAGUGAACGUUCAGAUGCUGGAGAAGAAAAUGCGAAUUCAAACUGUUGUAAUUCAUACUAGUACAUCACUCGUGGAAGGUCAAUGUUUAGGUGCUAAAUUACCCGAUACUGUUAAUGUUGCUAUUCAAAUUGGUGGUACACAAGUUCAUGAACAAUAUGCAACUAAACAAAAUGAUUUCGAUGAAAAAAAAAGUACUCGUAUUAUUUCUAAAUGUUCAUUGAAUCAUAGAUGUCAUAAUACUUAA